This is a messenger RNA of Chaetomium strumarium, 2387 nucleotides long. RefSeq lists its product as uncharacterized. The transcript has 2 exons. The annotation marks the transcript as partial. The record is from RefSeq and is a predicted model, not a curated record. Lineage: Eukaryota; Fungi; Ascomycota; Sordariomycetes; Sordariales; Chaetomiaceae.
GAUCGACUAAGUAGUGGUGCAUUGUUGUGGUUAGUAGUGGCCGUGCAGCGAUGUUACAUCUAGCGACGCAUUUGUCCGAGUCGAUGCCUCAGGCAUGGCGCCAAACGAUCCAUUCCGUGCGGCUGAAGAGAGACGCGAUUGCCAACCUUCAUCAUGCUCUACCCUCAUCCUACCCAGCAGCGUAUCCGGUCCAUUUCCGCGAUACCCAGUUCUCGUGCUCUUGGAAUAUUCGGAGCUUUCGUCCCGACCGAGCGCGCCGUCGCUAUCGGGCCUCGCCCAGAAUCACCUGCACCCCAGCCAGAACCAGCCAAGCCCCACCGCCACAGCAUGGCGCCCUGGAAUCGCAAGCGGGAGGAGCCGGCUCUCCGAGCUGGGUCUUCCGCUUCGAAGGCCAAAGCAGGAUACCUCGAAAGACUGCAAAGACGUCUAGGUAACCGAGGCAGACGAGCAGAGCCGGAUGCCAGCGGCAAUGGCAACGAUACCGGGCGCCCUGGGGACAGCCCGAGCCAUCCCGUUCCAGGCACCUGUCAGCCCACAGAUCAUAAAGACUCACCCACGACCCAGUCGCUCUGGGACCGUGCAUAUGACGCUUUGGGAAACGAAAAUCCGCAGCUGGUGAAGGAGUACGAGGGAUUGCUCUUGAAGGAGGCGCAGAAGACGGGCUACGCCUCAAAAGACGUGUCACCUGCGCAGCCCAUGCCACCGGAUAAUGCGGCCCACGGUUUCGACGGACAAUCCGGCCGGGGUCAACUGGACGCAAUAAUCACACACGGGUUACAAAGAAUGGAAGAGAAGAAAACACACACCACGGAUCGGAUCGCAAAGGCCGCAGACUUCGUUCUGUGGGCAAAAGACUGGAUCGGCGAGGCCGUCAAGGCUUCACCAGAGGCUUCCAUCGCCUGGGCCGGCGUCUGCAUCGUUCUCCCGCUCCUUACAAACCCCAGGACCGCGGACGAAGCCAACCGUGGCGGAUUCACGUACGUCACUGCCCGGAUGCGCUACUACGCCGCACUCGAACCUCUGCUGCAGCAGCUCGGCCAGGACGUCGGGGUCACCGAGGACUUGAUGGCGGAAGCCAACGAACACAUUGUGGUCCUCUAUCAGCACAUCCUCGAGUUUCAGAUCCGAAGUGUCCUACGAUUCUACCAGAGCCGCAUCAGAGGUUACGCCAAAGACAUGUUUCUGCUGGAAGAUUGGGAACGGAUGAAGACGGAGAUCGAAAAGAUGGAGGUGACCGUCAACCAGAACCUGACUCAGAUAAACGAGCUUGUGUCGACGCAAAAGCUUACGUCACUCAACAAGACGAGUACGGCCGCGUUCGAAGCUAUGGAACAAUUCCUGUCCAUUGCCGAACGGAAGCUGCGAGUUGCAGAAGAGGCCCGAGAUAUUGCAGGGGAGCAGCGGGACAUCAACAAAAAAGAACUCCAGGUUCUGAGAGACAUGGCCAAGCAGGGUCUAUCUGACAAACGAGCGAAGUGUCACCAACUGUUUUAUCUCAAUGACAGCAACGGUGCGACGUACGAGUGGUACAAAAAUCGCGUGGAAGACCGGAUAGAAGGCACAUGCCAGUGGUUCCUGCAUGACGAGCGCUUCAAAAGUUGGCUGGCGCGAGAUUCAGGGCCACUGCUGGUGUCGGCAGACCCGGGCUGUGGGAAAUCGGUCUUGGCCAAACACCUGAUUGACGAAGCACUACCUCGAUCGGCAACCAUCUGCUACUUCUUUUUCAAAGACCAAGAUCAGAACACCAUCAAUCAAGCACUCUGUGCGUUGCUGCACCAGCUCUUCCACUACCGGCCUUCUCUGAUCGAACAUGCCAUGCCGGAUUAUUCUGAGUACGGAGAACGUCUGAUCCGCUCGACAUCCUCGCUAUGGGAAAUUUUGGAAAAGGCCGGACAAGAUCCGCAGACGGGACAUUUGAUUCUAGUCCUGGAUGCGCUGGAUGAAUGCCGCGUCGAGGAUUUUCGGGACCUGGUCCGGACGUUAAAACGCCUAUUUCACAGAGACAGGCAGGGCCAUAGCAAGAUGAAGUGUCUGCUGACCAGCCGCCCAUACGCCCACAUCGUAUCGGACUUCCAGGAACUGAUUGACGCCUUUCCUUAUAUUCACAUACCAGGAGAAGAACAGUCGGAUGCUAUCAGCAGCGAGGUGAAUCACGUCAUCAAGCACCGAGUCGAACAGCUAGCGACAGAUAUAAAGCUUAAGAAAGAAAUCAAAGAUCGCUUGGCCGAACGACUGCUCGGAAUUCCUCACCGCACGUACCUCUGGGUGUACCUUGUGUUCAACUACUUGAGGACAGAAGGCUUUAGAAAGACGCUGAAAGGGGUCGAGUCCGCCCUUACAACGCUACCGCUCAGUGUCAACGACGCGUAUGAGAAGAUCCUUAGCAA